Messenger RNA from Xenia sp. Carnegie-2017, 5560 nucleotides. Its product is annotated as cleavage stimulation factor subunit 3-like. The transcript has 28 exons. Gene Ontology annotation, molecular function: mRNA binding; protein binding. Lineage: Eukaryota; Metazoa; Cnidaria; Anthozoa; Malacalcyonacea; Xeniidae. Bases 1326 to 3425 code for a protein of 699 amino acids. Gene Ontology annotation, biological process: mRNA 3'-end processing. Gene Ontology annotation, cellular component: nucleus. The record is from RefSeq and is a predicted model, not a curated record.
CUUCAAAUUGAACGAGUUGCUGAUAAAUAAGUUUGGGUGUAUUCUUUUUCGACUAAAACUAUGGCUGCACAUAGAUGUCUCAGCGUUCUGUUUCUGACGUUUAUGGUCCUAGUUCUAUACAUUCCCUAUAAUGAAGCUGUUUUUGGCAUUCUUGUGCCAAAAGAAGGCAAAAGAACUCUACAUAGGGAACUCUUCAAUGGAAGGAUGACGACUAAGGCAGCAAUUCUGCAAAAAAUACGGCGAAGGAAAUUUAUGAAUUCGUUAAUUGAAAAAUUGAAACAAGACAAAGAUGGGCAGCUAGCAAGAGAGUUAUAUGACUUCAAGAACUAAACAUAUUAAAUACGGAUAAAUUAUGAACAAGAAAUAUACGUAAAUGUGAAAAAAAGAUAAUUUAUUUUUCAUUGUGACAAAAAAAUUUGACAUCAAUUUGGACAUAAACAUCAUAAAUGUAGUCAACAUUAUGUUAAUGAAAACAAAUACAGACAAUCAGACAUGUCUAGCUUUCGUAUAGUCUGUGUUGUUUAAACUUUCAAUAAAUCAGUAGCGAAUCUAGGGGUAGUCACAGCAAAAAUUCUAAAGAAUAUAAUUUCACCAAUGGACCUGUCUCUGAGGGGCUUAGAAAUAUUUAUAUAUUCCAAAAUGUGCAGCAGUAAUUUAUUUUGACUAACCCUAGAUCCGCCACUGCAGAGAAUCACUGCAAUUAGUAAGUUCACUUUCUCAAUGUCCUACUCCUUUUUUUUUCCUUCUUGAAAAAUGAUUAUUUUAAAAAAUUCUUUAAGAGGGAGUGGCAACCAAUUUUUUUACCUACAAUUAUUUAAGGUAUUUAAUACAGAAUGAAUUUUAUAUGACAUCGUAAUUCUCUAUAGAACUCUCCUUAAAUCACUAUGAAUAUAAAUAAAAUUGAAGAAAGGAAGCCAUCUUUAAUUUAAGAGCAAGCUAUUAUGGAAAUAUGCAUGACGUAACAACAGGGCAUUAAUUGUUUUAGGAGCCUAGAAAAAGUGAAUUUUUUUGUCGGGAUUUUUUUCAGUGCUGCUAUUAAAGAAAUAAACCGGACAAUACAUGGCUAUAUGUUAACAUAUAAACACAAGACUUGUAUUUGCCGAGAAACGCUUACCCUGUUGUGACGUCUUUUGCUAAAGCAUGAAGAAGUUAGCAUAAUAAAAAUCUUUACAAGAUGGCGACGAACACGCUAUGAUAUAAAUCAAAAAAGAGACGAAUCUUUCCAAACAAAAGACAGCGAUGACAACUUUUUGGUGUUUUUUUCAUAUUUAGAGAGUUUAUCGAGUAUAGACGUCAUAUCAACAGCUACAUGCAGAUGAAUAAGAAUGGCAUACCGUAGUAAAAGUGAGAGAGGACAGAAAGCUGAAGCACGGUUGUUAGCUGAUCCUUAUGAUACAGAAUCAUGGAAUGUGUUGCUGCGUGAGGCUCAGUCAUUGCCCAUAGCAAGUGGAAGAGCUCUGUAUGAGAGACUUGUUGAAAGAUUUCCAACAUGCGGCCGUUAUUGGAGACUCUAUAUAGAACAAGAGAUGAAAGCGAAAAACUACGAAAACAUUGAACAGUUAUUUCAACGUUGUCUCAUGAAAGUCCUAAAUGUUGAUUUAUGGAAGUCUUAUCUACAUUAUGUGAAAGAAACAAAAGGCUCGCUACCAACGUUUAGGGACAAAAUGACGCAGGCCUUCGAAUUUGCCUUGGAUAAAGUUGGAUUGGACUUUAAUUGUUAUCAGAUAUGGGCAGAUUACAUUGCGUUUUUAAAAGCAGGAGAAGCAAGCGGCUCAUUCGCGGAGAAUCAAAAAAUCAUGAAUUUACGUAAAGUUUAUCAGAGAGCUGUGUUUACUCCCAUUAAUAACCUUGAGUCACUCUGGAGAGAUUACACGUCAUUUGAACAGAGUGUAAACAAAGUAUUAGCAAAGAAGUUGAUCGACGAGAAAACGCGCGAAUAUAUGAACGCCCGCCGUGCAGCUAAGGAAUAUGAAGCAAUUACAAGAAAUAUUACUCGUGGUAACCCGUCUGUGCCACCACAAGGGACCCCUAGUGAGAUGAAACAGCUUAAUUUAUGGAAUAAGUAUCUCCAGUGGGAAAAAAGCAACCCUUUAAAAAGUGAAGAUAUGGCUGUUCUUACAAAGCGAGUAAUGUACGCCUUUGAACAGGCUUUACUUGCAUUGUCCUUCUAUCCAAAUAUUUGGUAUCAGGCUGCUUUAUUCUUGGAAGAUCGUAGUCGACAGCUGUUUGAUCAAGGAGAUCAGCAAAAUGGUAAAAUAAUGGCAGAUGAGGCUAACGCGAUUUAUGAAAGAGCAACGUCUACCCAUAUGAAGUUUAAUGUCAUGUUGCAUUUUGCAUGGGCGGACUUUCUUGAGAGUCAAAUGAAGGUUAAUAAAGCAAAGGAUGUUUACGAAAAUUUAUUAAGUACACCAAAUAUUGACCACACUUUGAUCUAUAUUCAAUUCAUGAAGUUCUCGAGAAGAUCCGAAGGUAUUAAAGAAAGUCGAGCGGUUUUCAAACGAGCCCGCGAGGAUACGAGAUGUUGCUAUCAUGUUUUUGUCGCAGCCGCUCUAAUGGAAUAUUACAUAACGAAGGACAAAGUUGUGUCGAUGAAGAUUUUUGAGCUAGGUUUAAAGAAAUUUGCGAACGAAGCAAAGUAUAUUCUCGCCUAUUUAGAAUUCUUGAUUCAUCUUAAUGAUGAUAACAAUACGCGAGUUUUAUUUGAAAGAGUUCUCAGUAACCUUCCACAAGAAAAGUCAAGGGAAAUUUUCAAAAAGUUCCUCGAUUUUGAAGCCAAUAGUGGCGACCUUGCGAGUUAUCUAAAAGUGGAAAAAAGAAAAUUAUCUUUGUUUAAAGAGGAGCUCGAGUCACGUGAGACCACACUUCUGGUGGAUAGAUAUCGCUAUUUGGAUCUUUAUCCGUGUACAAAAACUGAAUUAGCUGUUCUUGGCUACGAGACUCAAGAAACUGAGGAAUGUAGUCAAACUUCGACAUCUUUGCAAGGAUCACUUGUUGACGAGACGAUGAAUUUGCCAACGAAGUUUCCCGCACCGAAUUUGAGUCAAAUGUCGCCAUUCAAACCUGUACCUAAAGGGACUGCUGGAGUUCAUCAUAUUCCCGGUGGUGUAUUUCCUGUUCCACCCGCGGCAGCUCAUCUGAUCUCUUUAAUGCCUCCACCAAUGUGUUUUCAGGGUCCUUUUGUUAUGGUGGAUGAAUUGCUUAAAAUGAUUGCUGACUGUCAUCUUCAGAAACCUCAAACAACAUCUCUACCUGAAGGCAGCUACAACGGUGGUGGCAUAAGGAGUGAAAGUAUGAUAGUUGAGGAUGCUAGAGGCAAGAAACGAUCAUUAAAUGGUAACGAUAGUGAUGAUGAAGAAAAGCUCGUGAGCCUUCCACCCGUCAAUGAUAUCUAUCGCAUGAGACAACAGAAAAAAGUUGCCUUCUGAAACUGUGAGUUGUGGAAAUUUUUCUCAAAAUAUUCCUGUCAGUAUGUCUAUCGUCAACUGUGAUUGCGACAAUCAGUUAUGUAUCUAUGAUGAACAUUGACCAGACCUUGUCAUGCUUAAUUGUGAUGUGCUCUCGUGCAUUAUUGCAUGCAACGAUUCACUUAAUCGAUUAUUUACUUUACUUUAAGAUUACUCAUGAUUUUUUUAUCCGGAAAAACUUUGCCCUAUCAAUCAUUUCACUGCAGCGUGGUGGGUAAGACGCAGUAAUAUUUGUUUUUAUUACGAAAAGCUUCGCUUUACUAAAUAUUUACGAUUUGGCAUACCUUUUUUCGGUACGUAAUUAUUAAGCUGUUAAUCUCAGUUUAAAAGCUGCUGUUUUAAUGGGUUAAUUUGCAUGAAAAGAUCGCAGGGAAUCAUAUGUACAAUUAGCACUUUUUCUGUUGGUAAUUAUAGCCGUUUCUUCGAGCUUUCGUGAAAAUCCUUUUUUUAAGAAGUGGAGUAAAUCCAUUUGCGUUUGUGUUGUCCUAGCAGUACGACACACAUGAAGAAUAUUUUGUGUUAGUAUAUAUAACUUAGUAAAACUUGAUCUGAAUAUUUACUAUUUAAUAAGAUUAUCUAUAUUGUGCAAGACUUGUGUUGCCGAAAAAACAUUGAGGAUAAGUGUGGACAAAUACCGUUCAUUUACUUUGCAUCAUAUGGCAGAUUUAAGACCUGUAAGUGAGUAAACACUUGUGUAAAAAAAAGAGGGGGUGGAUACACUACACCUUGCAUUAUUUAUCAAGAUUUACACGAUAAAGUUAUAAUACAGUUGUGGUACUUUGAAUAUCUGGCUGGAUAAAUUCAAUAUCUUGUCACCAGGUGUUUAAAAACGAAUUUGCCAACACAACUUAACCUUCAAUGAACGCAAUUUAUAAAGAAAGAAACUGUGCAGAUUUCCUUGGAGAUUUAAGUCACAAAAUCUUGGUGUACGAUUCACUGGUGUGUUUAUGUGGGUGUGUGGAAAGCUCUUCACAAGUUCAUUGUUAUAAAUGAUUAAUUUAGCUAUCGAAGCAGUUUACAAUGGCGGUGCGUUUUGAUCUUCAUCGUUGAUCGCUGCUGGUCAUUUGCUUAAAAUCUAAAAUAUUUGGAAUUUGGGAGGUUCUUGUCGUAGCAAUGACAUGUCCAUCUCUAUAACGUGCAAAUUAAGAGGUACUUGGUUUUACUGAAGUACGAUGUGGUUUGUGAGAUUCAGAUAACAGAAAUAUUCUUUUUUUGCCGAGCGCACGUGAUUUUUGUCAAAAAAUGGUGAUCAAUCAGGCUAAGAGGAUUAAAAAAAACAGGAUGUGGCUUAGUAAAUCAGUCAGUAUAUAACGACGGAGUUUGAGCUCUCGUUAAGGUACCGUUGAAGAAAGCUUGAAAUUGCCUGCAAACUGCAAAGUGUCGUUUGAUCAAUUGCAUGCAAGUCCGACAUACUUGGAACACUUACUUAGCUAGGUCCUUUUGGCUAAGCUUUGAGAAAAAUUGUCAUACUUAACUGCAAUAUUACUAUUGAUGAAAUUUCAUUUUGUGCUGAGGAUACUCAGUGUUUGUCUCACGCUUGUCAUGUUCUUUCCUGUAAAUGAGGGAUUAUAUCGAAUAGCGGGCUAUGGACGACGUCGUAUGCUUGGAAGUUUCACAAAGAAUAAACGAGAGGGAUUUCUUUUUCCACGACAGUUGUUAAUUAAACGUCGUGAUACGGUACAGGAAUAAAAUGUUUUGUUACACGACUCGAGAUUGUUUGUCUUACGUUACGAAUCGAGGAAACGAAAUGACGUAGUUGUGUUUUUGUUACGUGGUAAAGGAAGACGGAUUUCUAUUGAUGUCAAUGUAUUUAUUGCGUUCUUCUUAUUGGCUGGGACAUUUGCUUAAUUUAAUUGCAAAGGAAGAACGCUCGUUGAUAUAAAUUAAACUUGCUCUUUAAAAAAACACGUCAAAGGAUGGCUAUAAUUAUCGUAUGUUAAAUAAUGUGAUAAGCGAAGAACGCUCUAAUAACUUGGUGUUUCCUAAGAAUAUUUUACUUAGAUACCGCGCAAAUUUAUUGUAAUGUUGUUUAUGUGACCGUGAUAUCAAAUAUCGUCGUACAAAAACAGUUUUAAUAGUUUAUUUAUAUAAGUUAA